GUGCGUGCGUGCGCGUGCACCGUUUUGCAUCCGUACUUGUGCGCAUGCGCGUGUAUUUACAAAUUAUCUAGACGGGUGGGGCUUUGCAUUAGGCAUGAGAAAUCAGUCUAAGUUGUGAGCAAAGUAACCAAUCGGACAAAUUUACCUAAAGAUUUCAAGAACAUUUUUCAAAAAUUUGUUUGCCCGUCAGAGUUUCUGAACUCCGAGGCAACGCAGAACGUAAACAUUUUCGACGUCAACAAACUCUCCCCCGACAUCGGACAACGAAAUUCGUGUUGCUUUUCCUAUUGACUAACAAUUAUGAAAUCACUCACUUAUUGAAAACAACUCGCUUGCACCUCCUGUCGCAAUACCAUCAGUGAAUUCAAUAGUAGAGACACACACACACACACUCGCUGCUCUCCCACUACGUAGUACUCGUCACUCACUCAAUUUCUCCAUGUCAUACAGCCAUCUCAAUCACAGCAGCAGUCGGCAGACGUCGGCGCGGCAAGAAAAUUCGAGUCUGGAGGCGCCAGAGAAUGCGAACGCAAACCCCAGCGACAGACCGUCUUCACAUCGAGGCCAACGGACGGGAAGGAGGCAACAGAGAGGCAGAGGCGCGGGCAGAGCGAGAGGAAGGCCUAGAGGUCGGAAUUAUACGACGAGGCCACGUGAAUCUGCGAAAGAAAAUCACGAGGAGCAGAAUUCGGAUGAUGGCGGCAAGAGCAAGAGUGGCGGGCAUGUCGUCAGUGGCGGUAGGAGAUAUCCGAGAGGACGCUUGACGGCUGGAAAAGGCGAGGAUGGUAAUGAUGGGAGUUGUGAUGAGAAGAAUAGACGUGGAGGUUCAAGAGAUGGAAAUGAAAGCAGAGGAGUUGGUGCUUACUACUCGUCCUCAUUUACUAAGGAGUCAAGAGAGUUACACAGACGUCCAGUGCAGAGUCGAAGAUAUUCGAGAAGAGUUAGAGAUUUUGGCAGAAAGACGAUGGGCAGAUAUCAGACGAACUCCAGAGACCAAAUUGAACAAUCUGUACAAUCCGGUGAACUGACUGAACAGCUACUUCAGUGUUCAUAUGACUGUGUUGUGUGCUGUGAGACGGUACGACCAAAGGAUAGUGUAUGGAAUUGCCUGAGCUGUUAUCACUUGUUCCAUCUCAACUGCAUACAGAAGUGGGCUCGGUCAUCAGCCGCACCAACAGAUGAGUCUGACAACAGUAAGAACUGGCGAUGUCCGUGUUGUCAGAACUCGUACCACAAGAUCCCGUCAAUUUAUUAUUGCUUUUGUGGUAAAGUGAAGAACCCGUCACAUGACGCAAAAGACUCAUACGGCUACAUUUGUCCUCACAGUUGUGGAGACGUCUGUGGUAAACAGCGUGACACAGAAGGCUGCAUUCACAAAUGCACCAUGCUCUGUCAUCCUGGUCCCUGUCCUCGGUGUCCGGCAGUUGUAAACGCAUGCUGCCCAUGUGGGAAAACCAUAUCACGAGUUCAGUGUAGCCAAGCAUCACGAGUGGGAUCUUGUGGUCAAAUCUGUGGAAAACAACGAGACUGCGGCAGACACACAUGCAAUCAACCUUGUCAUACUGGUUUGUGUCAACCAUGUGAGCAAUCAUUAACCUUGACAUGUUUUUGCUGCAAGACGAAAAAGAUGGUUUCGUGUUCAUCGAUGUCUGUGACUGACAAUGGAUUCUCUUGUGGUGAACCAUGUGGAAGACCUCUCGACUGUAAGAAUCAUAGUUGUGAACAACAGUGCCAUCCUGAUGGCUGUCCAAGUUGUCCACUUCUUCCUCGAUCUGUGCAUCGCUGCCCAUGCAGUCAGACUCCUAUCAUUGAGCUCCUGGCCAAGCCUAGAACUUCCUGUCUCGAUCCUAUACCAACAUGUGACAAUGUGUGUGGUAAACAGCUGACAUGUGGUAAUCUUUGUCAAGGUAGAUCACACUAUUGUCAGUCCAGGUGUCAUGUUGUUGCUUGUCCACCGUGUGUAAUGGUGACUCAAGCGAGAUGUCAGUGUGGCCAAACAGUGAAGGAAAUCCCAUGCAGCGAGUUUUGUCCGAAUGAAGUAUUAGUGUGCGAUCGUCUCUGUAACAAGAAAAAGAACUGUGGCCGACAUCGCUGUAGCCAACGAUGCUGCUCAGACACCGAGCAUUUGUGCCUGUUGCUAUGCAACAAGCUGUUACGAUGUGGCCGACACAGAUGCGAAGAACAGUGCCAUCAAGGACAUUGCCCACCAUGCUACAACGCAGGGUUCGAUGAGUUACGAUGUCAUUGUGGAGCUCAAGUCAUCUACCCUCCUAUUCCAUGUGGCACGUUGCUACCGUCUUGUGAUCAACCGUGUUUUCGGAUUCACGACUGCUCGCAUCCCGUUUUACAUAAUUGUCAUGGCGACGAGACGUGCCCACCGUGUCCGAUGUUAGUGUCGAGGAUGUGCAUGGGAGGUCAUAGGAAAUGUGCGAACAUUCCAUGUCAUAUGAAGAAAGUUAGUUGUGGCAGUGCGUGUGGAAGACUACUUGCUUGUGGUCAGCACACAUGCAAGAGGUCAUGCCACGAGGGUGCAUGUUUGGAGGGUGACUCGGUUUGUACUCAACCGUGUGCGCUUCUGCGAUCGUGUGGACACGAGUGUGGUGCAGCGUGCCAUCCAGGAAGCCCGUGUCCGAAGCUCGUUUGCAAAGUCGAUGUGAGGGCGACGUGUAAGUGUGGCCGUAAAACCGAUCUAGUCCCGUGUAUGUUUGGCAGUGAAAGCAGUUUGGGAUUCAGUAGGUUGACCACUGAACACCUGAUUACGUGCAUGCGGCAGCUCGAAUUGGGCCAGAGUUUUCGCAUUGACGCUCGCCUGCACGACACUGACGUCGGAGCCUCACAAGAGCGACUCGAAUGUGACGAGGAAUGUGCUCAAUGGCAGAGGAACAAGUUAGUAGCAGAGGCUUUGAAAAUUGACAAGGCGACUUUGUCUGCUAUGACGAGUGUUCAGUACUCACCGUUUCUAUUGGAAAAAGCAAGGAAGGAGCCUGUCAUAACGGCCAGGAUAGAGAGUGAACUCAUCAAUGUUGUGGAGAGGGCAAGGAAGUCAGACAGUGUGCGGCGAUAUGCAUUUCCCGUAAUGAAGAAAGAACAUCGGCAAAUAAUCCACGACCUCUCUGUCUACUACAACUGCCAGAGCUUUAGCCACGAUGAUGAACCGAACCGAAACGUUGGCGUGACAGCAUCAAAGGAUUCUAAGCUACCUGUGCCGACGUUAAUGGCUAGCGUAGAGAGCUCCAAGAAGGACAACCAAACGUAACGUGUUCACAACAAUACUUUACAAACAUAUUUUUGCUUGAAAUCUGUCAGACAUAGCAACUAAACUUAGCAACCGCACUAUAGGGCGUUGUACAUGUAUUUUAUAUUACCAGAGGCGUGAAACGCUAAGGUACUGUAUAGUAGUGCAGGCCGGUCACGUGAUGUACGACCGUGCCUCCUGCGUAACACAUGACCAUGCAAAUAAAUAAUGAAUUUUGUAGUG
Corticium candelabrum is the source of this 3478-nucleotide messenger RNA. Its product is annotated as transcriptional repressor NF-X1-like. NCBI's taxonomy places the organism in Eukaryota, Metazoa, Porifera, Homoscleromorpha, Homosclerophorida, Plakinidae. Gene Ontology annotation, cellular component: nucleus. The transcript is spliced from 25 exons. The coding region runs from base 440 to 3256 and encodes 938 amino acids. Gene Ontology annotation, molecular function: DNA-binding transcription factor activity, RNA polymerase II-specific; RNA polymerase II transcription regulatory region sequence-specific DNA binding; zinc ion binding. Gene Ontology annotation, biological process: negative regulation of transcription by RNA polymerase II. The record is from RefSeq and is a predicted model, not a curated record.